Molecule: messenger RNA, 5379 nt
Organism: Cynoglossus semilaevis (tongue sole)
Lineage: Eukaryota; Metazoa; Chordata; Actinopteri; Pleuronectiformes; Cynoglossidae
Gene: vps37a
Product: VPS37A subunit of ESCRT-I
Exons: 4
Coding region: 4269-5264 (331 amino acids)
Biological process (GO): G protein-coupled receptor signaling pathway; ubiquitin-dependent protein catabolic process via the multivesicular body sorting pathway; protein targeting to membrane
Cellular component (GO): ESCRT I complex; membrane
Molecular function (GO): trace-amine receptor activity
Source: RefSeq, a predicted model, not a curated record
UGUGUUUAUAUAUAUAUAUUGAUGAAAAUCAAAUAUUGAUUGUUUAUGUUCAACCACUUACAGUAGGCUGGUAUCAUGUUUUCUUUCUUCUGCUCUUUUUGUAGAGUUGCAGUCUUAGUACCCUACAGGCUCGGUUAAAAGUUGCAGCCCACCAAGCGGAGGAGGAGUCAGAAGAGACGGCGAAAAACUUCCUAGAGGGGCGAACUGACAUAGAUGAAUUUCUGACAAAUUUCAUGGAGAAGAGGACGCUUUGCCACAGCAGAAGGGCCAAAGAAGAGAAGCUGCAACAGCCUAUCAACAUACACGGACAGUUUCCCAGCAGCCACUAGAACACAGGGGCUGGUGUUUUCUCAACCAUCUGCUGCCAAGUGACAGGAGACGGAGAUCCUACAGGACGAUAAGCACACUGAGUCGACGAGGGACACUUGGAGGAAAAAUGGCAACUGUAGUUUUUUUUUUUUAAGAAAGGAAGCUACAGAGUCACUACUGGAGGCCAAAACAGGAAAAGUAACUGAAACAUUCUUUAGGGAUGUUCCAAUCCACUUCUAACACAUGGUCUGUGUACGAUGGAGGGUCUGACUGUACCAAGUUAUGAUCCAGUUACUUGUAAGUUAGUUAGUUUAAAUCAGAAGUCACCAGCCUUUAUGACAGUGACAUACAUGGCUGUAAUUUGAAAACAUCUCAGAUGAUAUAAUUGUUCUUAAAUUAACAUUGAAACAAUGAUUAUGAUGCGUUUGUUUGUGUUGACAUGAGAGAGUAUAGUUUCAGUGACGGACCCUCACCUGUAGGUGUCAGAAAUGGACAACACAAAACAAUACAAGUCAAAGUUGAAGGGUCACUCUGUGUCAAUGUAUUGAAUGUAUUGACUUGACCUAUCAGAGGAACUGUAAUAAAAGAGUUUAUUAUUAUUAUUAUUAUUAUUAUUUAAACAAGCAUUGGUGGUUCAGUGGUAGAAUUCUUGUCUGCAAAUGAGAGGGCUGUGUUUGAUUUCUGGCCAAUACAAGGUCUUAUAUGGUGGUUUCAUAGUGAAGCGGCGAUCAGGCCUGCCUUACACUUCUGUCGAAGAAGGUCCUGGCUUCGAGCCCUAGGGUAAACACAUAGUUAAUGCCACUUCCUGUUGUGGCCUGUGUAAGUUGCAAAGACGCAUGGAAUGGAACAUCCCUGACAUUUGAUUUUGAAUAUUCUUUCACAUCUUGUCAGUCCAGUGUGACUUAUCUUUGAUUUUGAAAUUGAAGAUAUUUCUAUGUGAUUAGGAUUGGUGUCAUGUUGAGUGAUCAGAGUGGUUGGUGAUGUGAAGGAUUGUGACAGACAGUAUUCUUAGUCAUGCUAAAGCUGCUGCCUGUAUUUCCUUUCCGCUGGUAAGUCCUGGAUUAUUUCCUUUCCUAUUUGCUUCCUGCUGGACAUAAACUAGGAAUGAUGUCCAACUUAUUAAAGUACCUUCUUCAUCUGUAGGUUAUUCCAGACAUCCCCAGAUGUCAGCACUAUUGUUUUCAGUCUACUGUAAUUUGUAACCGGACAUUUUUUGAUUUUGCCAACAAAAUAAAACAAGGAUGGGACAGCGGUUUUAAGUUGCCUCAUAAAAUGAAAACUUGCCCCUUUGGCAGUUUGGUGGAAGCAUUCUUGAUGCUGGUGUGUUUUGCACAGAUGAAUUGCUUAUAUAGGUCUUAAGGCAAUACUUGGUUUAUAGUGUAUUGAUUUGCAUACUGUAAGUUAAACAUGAACUAGUUAACAUAGAAGUUUUUAAUUAUUAGAUUUCCUAUUUUUGUUAACGAACAAGCUAGAAAAAGCAACACUACACAGAACAGUUUAACCUUUGGCUUGUUUUUGCUUAGAAGGGAAGUCAGUUGCACAGUUCAUCAAGUAGAUGGUUUAGAUAAACAUCUACUCAGACAUUUACAACCCUUAUAUUUAUUUUCCUGCGUGUAACACACUGGAGGCCAGACGUCGCAGUGAAAACUUGACUGUUUUCACACAUUCUAUUUGAACUGUUUGCGGAGCCUCUAAAGCCUGGGGAUAGGUUGAAAAGUAUUAGGAACAUGCUGCAGUGAAACCCAUGACAUUGGAUACUGUAUUAAAUUGUCAAUAGUCGGUGUGAUUGUAAUCAACAACACCUUGUAUUAUAUGUUAUUUAAUUUGUUAGAGUUAAUAAAGCAUUUGAGUAAAUCUGGAUUGUUGAAGGUACUUUCUAACAACCCUUUGAACAAGCAUGGACAUAUAAAAACAACCCUAUCAGUUGUCUUACAAAGUACUCUUUGGUUUCACAGUGUAAAUUAUAAUCCAGAAAGUAGUAAAUAUCAAUAAAUUUGGUCUGUGUUGGAAUCUUUGCAGUAAAUGGUUAUUUUUUUCUAAAUAAAUAAGGAUUUAGAGGAGUUUAUAGUUUGUUAUUAGUGCAACUGGUAUGACAGUUGUACUAAUAACAAACCAGUUUUCUAAAGGCAGAUAUUUUAACAGAUACUUUAGAGUAGGAAGGCCCACCAUGAGCAAAAGGUGAAAUUAAACAAUUUUCUUCUAUGAAAUUUUCCAUACUUUAAUUACUCUGCAUUUAAACCUGUCUUGUUUAGUUGAACACUGUGCUGAUUUGAGUUGAAAAAAGACACUCAAAGAUUCCUUUUGUUAGUUUGAUAUCAUCUGGUGCCACUUAUUGGAAGAGUAUAUAAAUAUUCUGCUUGUUACCGUUGCGUAGACAAGCAAAUAAAAAUUAUUUGCAGUAUUUAAAUGAUUGAUUGCAUUAUUUUCUAUGGCACACCUAAUGAUUGGUCAUGUCACGGCAGUGUGCCACAGCACAGUGGUUGCGAGUCACUAACCCAUAGUACUGUCUUAAACUUAUGCUCUUUGGUUCGUUUACAGAUCAAAUAACGUCCUGUUUCUUCACCUGUCUUUAUUUCUGCAUGUACUAGUUUAAAAGCACAGAAGUUUAUUUUCCAGGCAGGAUUAUUACAUUGUUUUCUUGUUUGAAGAGAAUCCUAUCCACUGGUAAUUACUUCAACAAGUCAAACCACCACUGGGAUUUUUUUAGUGAACUGUGUUAACACAUAUUUUCCCUCUUGAAUACAUGAUGCAACCUAGCAAAUCCUUACUAAACAAACAAAAACUCCAUGGAGACACAUUGGAUUGAGGAAUAUUUUUUUUAUAUCCAAAACCAAAGUUUUCUUUUAGAUAUAAAAUAAGGAUUUAUUCCCUCAGCAGGGUGAAAACCAUUGUUGAAAUUUUAAGCUCAAAACAAUUAACAGUGUGUCAGGUUUACGUGUGUUGAUCACAAUACGAGGAAGAUCUUUAAGCUUUUUUUUUAAGAAGUUAAUAUUAUUAACCUAAGAUACCAUUUGCCUACACCUGAUUUUAGUCGUUGUGCAGCUUUUGAGGUCAGUUUGGCAGCAGAUAUUUUGCAUAGUAAUAUGUCAGUUAGUGGUGAAUUUCUUAAGACUGAGAAACCCUUCUUCUGGCAAAACUUCUACACCACAGACUGGACACUGUUUCUGUCUCAUCUACAGCUUCUUUGUUUGCUACGUCACAUACCAACAUAAUAAUAAUGUUAUCACAAUUUUUUGAUAAAUUUCAACAAGGAAAACAUUGAUGUUAUUAUAAUUAGUCUUUUUACUGCAAUAGUGAUGCACUGAACAAUUAAGUACACUCUUUUUGGAAUUCCUGUGAGUGUGUCAGGCUCGUGUUCAACUAAACAGGCUCAGGCUUCACACUAAGUAAAUUGUGAGUAAAUUGAAAUUCAAAGAUCAUUAUAUCUUAUUACAAAUACAUUUGGGCCUUUUUGUUGGUGCACUGUAGGAGUUUUCUAAUGUAAAAUAUAGGACAUGGCUGAGAAGAGCUUGAAAAAUAUGAGUUUCAAAUUGAGUUUCCCCCCCACAGUCCAAAAACAUGCAGGACUGGUUUAACUGGACACUGCCAGGUAUUAAUGUGUGAACAGUUGGUCAACAGUCCAGACUUCAGCUCACCUUUGACCCUAUAAAGCAUAAAGCCAUAAAUUAUGAAUAAAUUAACUUUCUAAAGUGAAAGUUUGUUUGUCUGUUAACUUUGAUGUUAAGUGGAGAACAAACUUUUUCCACGAGUUUGAUGAGCCAACAUGUUGCAUCAUUAGGAGUAUGGAAAAAAAAGAGGGAGGAGGGAAGGUGGAAAAACUGGAGAUGAGGGGAUAUGAGGGUAAACAAACCCCAGUGAUGAGGAGGAGUUGAUGAGGAGCAGGGAGUGACCAGAUGGAUAAAUGAUCUGCACUCUAGCAUCAGAAGUCUGUCGAGACACUCACUUCUCCUCAGAAGCUGAUGAUGGACAGUGUGGCGGCCACUAAGCUGUGCUACCCUCAGCUGCUGAAUUUGUCCUGCAGGGUAUCAGCAGAUUCUGGCUCUAAGGCCGUCCUCCUCUACACACUGCUGUCAUUUCUGGCUGUGCUCACUGUAGCUCUGAACCUGCUGGUUGUCCUCUCUAUCUCCCACUUUAAACAGCUCCACACUCCCACCAACCUGCUCUUGCUCUCCCUGGCCAUAGCAGACCUUCUGGUGGGGCUGCUGGUGAUGCCGGUGGAAACAGUUAGAAUCACAGAGCCCUGCUGGAUCAUGGGUGAGCUCAUGUGUGCUUUGUCUUACAUUGUAGGCUUCACUCUCACCUCAGCAUCUGUGGGGAACAUGGUUCUCAUAUCUGUCGAUCGUUAUGUAGCCAUCUGUUACCCUCUGCAGUACUCCAGGAGGAUUACUCGCAGCAGAGUGGAGGUGACAGUGUGUCUGUGCUGGGCCUUCUCCGUUCUCUAUAACGGUUUGAUACUGAAGGACCAUCUCCAGCAGCCAAACAGAUACAGGUCCUGUUAUGGUGAGUGUGUGGUGGUGAUUAGCUACGUCUCUGGAGCCGUAGACUUGGUGUUCACUUUCAUUGGCCCGUGCUCCGUCAUUGUGGUUCUGUACAUGAGAGUGUUUGUUGUGGCUGUGUCUCAGGCUCGAGCCACACACACACACAUCGCAGCAGCUGCAGGUGUGUCAGUAAAAGUCACCGCUAAGAAGUCGGAGAGGAAAGCAGCCAGGACCCUGGGCGUGGUCAUAAUGAUGUUUCUGAUGACCUUCUGUCCGUAUUACUACCCUUCUCUUGCAGGACAGGAGACAACAAACAGUGCUCUUGCCUGGCCCAUCGUGUCCUGGCUGCUUUACCUAAACUCCUGUAUGAACCCCAUCAUAUAUGCCUUCUUCUAUCCCUGGUUUAGAAAAUCCAUAAAGUUUAUAAUCACGCUAAAGAUACUGGAAAAAGACUCCUCCCACAUAAGUGUUCUUUAAAGCAGUUCACCUUCAGUCCAAUGACUCUGCAUUGUAAUUGCAGGAUCCGAUUUAAGUGCUUAAGGUUAUAGUCAUUAGUCAUAAUGCAACCACUGUUCCCUGUGUCAUAAUGCGU